AGGCCUCCUAGGGCCGCCCAUCUUUCCUUUCGGCGCUCGCUUGGGGAGAGAGUCGAGCCCUGUGGUAGGCCUGCCGCUUUGCGGGCGGCGUCAGUCGGUCCCGAACGCGGCUGCAAGGCCCAGGUUUCGUCCCGGGCCUGCCUUAGCGACAGGCUUGCAGCUCCGCGCUCCAGCGCGGGUGGGCGGCGAGGCUUUGAGUAGGGGUCCCAGGCUGUCCAGGUGGCGGCGGUCGUUGCCACUCGAUUCUUGGCGCCUUCCCCUUCUCCUGUGUCUGGCAUCAUUAGCUCCUUAGUGGUCUUACCUAUUUAACCACCGAAUAUGCAGAUGCCUACGAUAAAGUUGCAGAGUUCUGAUGGAGAGAUAUUUGAAGUUGAUGUAGAAAUUGCCAAACAAUCUGUGACCAUCAAGACCAUGCUGGAAGAUUUGGGAAUGGAUGAUGAGGGAGAUGAUGAUCCUGUUCCUUUACCAAAUGUUAAUGCAGCAAUUCUAAAAAAGGUCAUUCAGUGGUGCACCCACCACAAGGAUGACCCUCCUCCUCCUGAGGAUGAUGAGAACAAAGAAAAGAGGACAGAUGAUAUUCCUGUUUGGGACCAAGAAUUCCUGAAAGUUGACCAAGGAACACUUUUUGAACUUAUUCUGGCUGCAAACUACUUAGACAUCAAAGGUUUGCUUGAUGUCACAUGCAAGACUGUGGCCAAUAUGAUUAAGGGGAAAACUCCUGAGGAGAUUCGUAAAACCUUCAAUAUAAAAAAUGACUUUACUGAAGAGGAGGAAGCCCAGGUAGGUAGCACACAGCCUAUCUUCAAUUACUUUGUAAAAAGAAACUGGAACCCAAUAAUACCAAGACAAGAAAAAAAGCGCAUCAUAAAGUCUUAGAUUAGUGCUGCAUUU
Messenger RNA from Mastomys coucha (southern multimammate mouse), 891 nucleotides. RefSeq names its product S-phase kinase associated protein 1 (gene Skp1). Gene Ontology annotation, molecular function: cullin family protein binding. Gene Ontology annotation, cellular component: nucleus; cytoplasm. NCBI's taxonomy places the organism in Eukaryota, Metazoa, Chordata, Mammalia, Rodentia, Muridae. Bases 319 to 876 code for a protein of 185 amino acids. The transcript is spliced from 5 exons. Gene Ontology annotation, biological process: SCF-dependent proteasomal ubiquitin-dependent protein catabolic process. The record is from RefSeq and is a predicted model, not a curated record.